Molecule: messenger RNA, 1309 nt
Organism: Eleginops maclovinus (Patagonian blennie)
Lineage: Eukaryota; Metazoa; Chordata; Actinopteri; Perciformes; Eleginopidae
Gene: grem1a
Product: gremlin 1a, DAN family BMP antagonist
Exons: 2
Coding region: 192-710 (172 amino acids)
Biological process (GO): animal organ morphogenesis
Molecular function (GO): receptor ligand activity; BMP binding
Source: RefSeq, a predicted model, not a curated record
AAAAAUCCAGGCAGAUGAGGUGAGGGUGGGGGGCGUGUUCAGCUGAAGCUAUGUAGUUCAAGACAGUUUAGAAAAGCCCUCAGUGAGUCUUUCAUAAAGACACUACAGAGCAGGAAACACCUGAAGAAGAAACAAACACUGACUGGAUGAAGUUUUCUAUUAAGGAGCUGAAAUAAACAACAGCUUCAAAGAUGUCAACUCCAUCAGUGCUGAUCUCUGGGGCAGUUUUUGUGCUUUUGCUUGCGAAAGCAGCCACUUUUCAAGGCCCACACCCAAACAAAUACAACACAAACGAGUCGGAUGGAUGCCAACAGCCGGCCAUCGGUGGACUACUUACCCGCGGAACGGGACCUGUUAUCUCCACCGACGAGGUACUGGAGUCCAGCCAGGAGGCACUGCACGUCACGGAGCGCCGGUACCUGCGGCUGGACUGGUGCAAGACUCAGCCGCUGAAGCAGACCAUCCAGGAGGAGGGCUGCCUGAGCCGAACCAUCAUCAACCGGUUUUGCUACGGACAGUGCAACUCCUUCUACAUCCCGAGGCACAACUACCAGGACGGAGAAGCCUUUCAGUCCUGCUCUACCUGCAAACCCAAAACCUUCAGCACCGUCACCUACACCCUGUACUGCCCGGGUCAGACACCCAGCACCAGGAAGAAACGGAUCCAGCGCGUAAAGCAGUGCCGCUGCACCACGAUAGAUACGGAUUAGAAACAGAAAUUACGCACUCAGUUUGUAAAUAAACCGCUUCCAUUGGAGGGACACUGCAGCUUUGCAAAAAUAAAAACUGGAAGUGUGCUUGGUUUAAAGGACACAUGAGAAAAAGGAAUGGAGUGAGGAAGUUACCCGAGCCCUUUGUGUCAUUGUAAAGGAGAGAAGUUGAAUAUACAAACGUGUGCUUUAUUUCUUCCUUUUCUCUCUAAAAUACAUCAUAGUUUAAGCUUUAAUCAAUAAUUCCUCACACUGUCCAAAUAUCUCAUCUAUCAGAAGUCAUUGCUUUCACAAAAACGGCUUUGGUUUUAUAUCAGAUUUGGAAGAUGUUUUACAGACUUAUUAUGCAGUAUUGCCACUGAUGAUAUAAGACAUUUGCAUGCAAGGCUGAUGGAUCAUCUGAUUUGCUCCAAGGAUUGGGAUGGUUGUAUUGUUUCCACUGUGUGGGAUGUUAAGCUCAUCAUGAUUUAUAAAAUAACAGUUUUUUUUUUACAACACUGCACUGCUAAAUGCCACUUCUUUUAUUUUGUAACUGUAAUGUAAUAUGUGUAUCAUGUAUUGUAAAGAGGCUCGUGAAUAAAACACACUAUGAAAUCAUA